Molecule: messenger RNA, 2139 nt
Organism: Symbiodinium necroappetens
Lineage: Eukaryota; Dinophyceae; Suessiales; Symbiodiniaceae
Source: the annotation of a GenBank genome assembly
AUGGUGCGCCAUCGCCUUGUGAUAAAGGGUACUUCUGCCCUGCUUGGCCAACUGAAAACUGUCGCAAGCAGGCGCCACGGAGAGGCCUACAGAUACUUCGCCUCUGCCAAUCAAGACAUUUUGGUGUAUGGUGCCAACACAGAUGUAGGAAAGACGGUGGCGUGUGCUGCCAUCUGCCAUCAGGCAUUGGUCAGGGGGCAGCGAGUUGCAUACAUCAAACCUGUGCAAACGGGAGACGAAACUGAUGCGGCAGCGAUUCGCGAGCAUUGUUCUCGGGGUGGUGGCAUGACAGAUGCCCUUCGCCUGGAGACUUUGUUCCAUUAUCCAUCACCCGAGUCGCCUGCGAGUGCCGCCGAGAAGGCUGGAGCUCGGCCUCCACAAGAUGCGGAAUUCCGUGAGGCGGUGCUUGCUUCUUUGCGGAAGGAGAGAGAGGAGCAGUCGGGAGUCUUAGCGAUCUUGGAGACUGCCGGCGGGCCUUUGAGCCCCGGCCCGAACCACACCUUUCAAGCCGACAUCUAUGCCCCCUUAAGCCUGCCCUGCGUCUUGGUGGGUGACUCGAAGCUGGGCGGGAUCUCCGCCACUGUCUGCGCCUACGAGGCUUUGGUCGCUCGCAAGCAGCGGCCAAAGGCAAUCUUGUUCAUCGGCAGUGAGGGAAGGCACAGCAAUGCCAGUGCAGUGCAGAAGGCACUACCCGACGUGCCAGUGAUUUCGGUGCCUUCCACACCACCACAGCAGGAACCCUUGACGGCGUGGUUGUCACAGGAUCAAGUGGCGAAAGGCAUGUCUGCACUCUUAGACGCCGAGGCAGAGUCCGAGGCAUCCAGUCUUGAGGAGCACUUGAGGCUGGAUCGUGAGCAUCUGUGGCAUCCCUACACAAGCAUGGUCAAGCCGGGUCUUGUUUGGCCUGUCCGAAGUGCAAGUGGUUGUCAUAUUCAGCUGGAGGAUGGUCGGAGACUUGUCGAUGGCAUGGCCUCUUGGUGGUGUGCGAUUCAUGGUUACAAUGUGCCAGAGUUGAACGCGGCUGCCGCUCACCAGCUAAGCCAGACCAGCCAUGUGAUGUUUGGUGGCUUGACGCACCGCCCAGCCACAGACCUCGCCAGAGUCCUCCUGAGCUGCGUGCCUCGGGGCCUUAGCCGGAUUUUUCUCUGCGACAGUGGCAGUGUCAGUGUGGAGGUGGCACUGAAGAUGGCGUUGCAGUACUGGGCGACCCAAGGGCUCCCACGAAAGUGCCGCAUUGCUACCGUGCAGCGUGGAUACCACGGUGACACCUUCGGGGCCAUGGCUGUGUGCGACCCUGUGCGUGGGAUGCAUAGCCUCUUCAAGAAUUCCUUGCCUCAGCAUCUCUUUGCUGAAGCGCCGGCCCUCGCGCGACCCAAAGAUGCGAAUGAGGGUGCCGCUUCGGACAGUGAUGGCUUUGCCAGCAUGGAGGAAAUGCUUCGACAGAAUGCAGAAGAUGUUGCGGCUGUCAUCAUUGAGCCAGUUGUUCAAGGUGCAGGCGGCAUGCGGAUAUACAGCCCGUCGUAUUUGGUGAAGCUGCGGAAACUCUGUAACGAUCUGCAGAUCCUGUUGAUUUUUGACGAGAUUGCAACGGGCUUCGGCCGAACCGGCAAGCUUUUUGCUGCAGAGCACGCUCAGGUGACCCCAGACAUCAUGUGUGUAGGCAAGGCUUUGACGGGUGGUUACUGCACGCUUGGUGCCACCAUUGCCUCAGACGAUGUGGCUCGUCGAGUAAGUGGCAAAGAUGGGACACAGCCCCUGAUGCAUGGCCCAACUUUUAUGGCAAACCCUUUGGCUUGUUCGCUUGCUGCUGCCAGCAUCCGGCUCCUGUUGCAAGGGGACUGGCAACACAGGGUGGCCGCUAUCGAGAAGCAGCUGGCGAAGGAGCUUCUUCCUUUAAAGGAGCAUGGGGCAGUGUCAGAUGUGCGAGUGCUAGGUGCCAUCGGAGUGGUGGAGCUGCGUAGCCCACCCAAGGAACCCGCCAAGCUGCAGCAAGCGCUGGUUCGGCAAGGGGUGUGGCUCCGACCUUUCGGCCAAACCAUCUACACAAUGCCACCCUACAUCAUUUCAGAGCAGGAGCUCAGGUGCAUUACCAAGGCCAUUGUCGAAGUGCUUGAAGAAGGAAUCGAGCUCACAGAUUAG